CAACAAAAAUUUCAAAACUUUCUUCUGUUUUCCCUCUCCUCAACCAACGGAAAUUCCAGCUCCCUCUUUCUUCUCGUCCUCUGUUGCUCAACAAUCUCUCUUUUCCUCUCUGCAAGAAAAAACCAAAAACCAGAGAUAACGAAAAACAACAACGUAUCAUCAUACGAAUCAGAUUUCAGCUCCUUCUUUGGUUUUCAUCCGCUUCCUUACGUCGCCGUUCAAUCGGUUUUUCUCGUUUUGUGUUGAGCUUUUUGUUUUCGUUUCUUCGUUGUUGAAAAGUCGUGGGGGUUUUCUUCGUUCCAUUUUGCGGCCUUGCAGGGUUAAUGGCGGAUCAGAUGGAUUACUCGUCCGGGAAGGCGAGGUUUACGUUCUUCAAUCGUUCGCAAACGAUGCAUGCGAGCCACUCGGAGUCCUUUCAGAGACCCCUCCUUCAAUCCAGUAUUGAUCGCACAGGGUCAAUUAAUAGAUUCUACAGUCCAAUGGAAUCGAUGAAAUCCGCCGGAAUUUCUCUCAGAGGGAAGGUCAAGAAACUAUGCAAUCUCUUCGAUGCCCCGAAAACUUCGCCGAAGGGUUCUGAUGAAUCGCCCGUUCAAUAUCCCAUUAAGCUUAAACCCACGAAAUCCCUCGGUCAUGAUUCUCGGAUUUCUUCGAGUUUCCACAGCAGCUCCAGUAUCAGAUUACCCGGGACAGAGGAUAGAAUCGUAUUGUAUUUCACUAGUUUGCGAGGAAUCCGAAGAACAUUCGAAGAUUGCUACGUGGUUCGAAACAUAUUCAGGGGAUGCAGGGUGUGGGUCGAUGAACGAGACGUAUCAAUGGAUUCAGCAUACAGAAAAGAAUUACAAAGUGUGCUUGGAGAAAAGAAGAACGUGCCCUUGCCUCAAGUGUUCAUCGGUGGGAAGUACGCGGGAGGUGCCGAGGUGAUAAAGUAUCUAUUCGAAGUUGGUGAAUUAGCCAAGAUUCUUGAAGGAUUCCCAAAGAGAAAACCUGGGUUUGUCUGUGAUAGUUGUGGAGAUGUGAGAUUUGUGCCUUGUAUGAAUUGCAGUGGAAGUAGGAAGAUAUUUGAUGAAGAUGAAGGCCUCUUGAAGAGAUGCUCGGUUUGCAAUGAGAAUGGAUUGAUUCGUUGUCCAGAUUGCUGUUCUUGAAUUCUCUGGACAGCAAUAUUUGUUGCUUCCUCGUUUGCACAUCUUUGGUAGUUGUUGAAGAAUUAAUCAAGUAGAUUAUUCCUACGGAUGAAGAAGGUAAGGGCCUUUGCUUUAAGUAUAUGAUUCAAAACACUCUUUUGAAUUUCUGGGCUGCUCAUGAUUAUCUUUUCAAGUCUCAACAGAGAGCUGAUAGUCCUCAACACAUUGAAUUGCAUUGUUUUGUUGUUAAAAGAGUGUGAGGGCUCAUCAAAAUGCUGAAGAAAUAUGUCUGAUGUAUUGUAUUCUAUAAAAAGUCUGGAGAGUAUUUUCCCUCCACGCCAAUGUAGAUAUUCAGUCGUAUAUGACUGAAAAAGAUUUGCAAACAUUGGCUGUUCAUAGCGUAUAAUGAGAGUGACAUAUUGUAAAUCUGUCCUUUUUAAUCUGUU
Messenger RNA from Neltuma alba, 1567 nucleotides. RefSeq lists its product as uncharacterized. The transcript has 2 exons. NCBI's taxonomy places the organism in Eukaryota, Viridiplantae, Streptophyta, Magnoliopsida, Fabales, Fabaceae. Bases 324 to 1142 code for a protein of 272 amino acids. The record is from RefSeq and is a predicted model, not a curated record.